CAGGACGAGGACGGUAAGACGAGGACGAAGGUGGUCGGUGGAAAUCGGGAUGGGCGGCCUCGGCUCGGCUUUAAAGGUUUGGGCACCGUGGGAUCGGAGGAGCAGCGUAUAAAGCGUAUGGUUUCUUUUGGUCGUGCUCGAGAUUCGAUCACACAAAUUGAUUCCUUUCCUUUUCUCUGCACGAGCUCGAGGAUGAGUGUUUCGUUUUCCCUCAACACGAAACCCCAAUCGAAUCGCGUCAAGAAAGCCUCCGACCCCGCCCCUACAGACAGAAACUACGUCAGUGAAUUUCGCUCCGGCGAUGCUCCGCCGUCGCCGGACUCCAAGAUCAAGCCUAUCCCCCCGCUACCCGACCAGCUGCGCCCCUACAAGAAACUCAAAAACCUCCCCGCACUCUCCCAAUCCAACGGCGAUGACCCUGGCCUCCAGUUCGAGUUGGAUCCGACCUCCUAUCCCGAGCCCUCUGAUAGCUCCAUGGGCUAUGGCCUCAACGUCCGCCAGCCGCCCCUCGCCACCCGCGGGCACAACGAGUCCGUCACCGAUUUUGAGCUAAGGAAACUGAGGGAGGAUCUCGAGAAGCUUCCGGAGGCCACCGGGAUGGACGAAUUCACAGAUGUGCCCGUGGAGGGUUUUGGGGCAGCCCUCCUCUCGGGCUAUGGCUGGAAGGAGGGCCAAGGCAUUGGCCGCAAUGCCAAGGAGGAUGUGAAGAUUCCGGAAGUCACAAGAAAAGCCGGCCGAGGAGGGUUAGGGUUUACCGAUGAAUUGCCCACUGCCCGUGCCGAAAGUAACGCUAAUGCUGGGAAAAAUAACACAAGCGGCCAACGGAAGAAAGAAAGGGAAACUCUCGGCCUAGGGAAAAAGGUGAGGAUUGUGAAUGGUAGGGAUGUGGGUACCAAGGGUAAAAUAGUCGAUGUGAAGAAUGGCGGGGAAUUAUUGGUCCUGAGGAUUUCGGGGAGCGAUGACAAGGUGAAGGUCCGGAGUCGGGAUGUGGCUGAGGUGGGGUCUGCUGAGGAGGAAAGGUGCGUUAGGAAGUUGAAGGAGUUGAAACUUAGAGAGAGAGAGGCGAUGAAGAAAGAGGAAAAGGGAGGUGGCAGGAGAGUGAAUUGGCUGAGGAAUCAAAUUAGGGUUAGGAUCAUAAGUCGGGAGCUGAAGGGUGGGGGGCUUUUUUCGCAAAAGGGCGUAGUUGUGGAUGUUGUGGGCCCCGGAACAUGCGAUGUGUUGAUUGACAAGAGCAGAGAGUUGGUUCAGGAGGUGGACCAGGAGUUUUUGGAGACUGUGCUGCCGAUACGUGGAGGGCCCGUGCUUGUGUUGUACGGAAGGCAUAAAGGGGUGUACGGGAGCCUGGUGGAGAAGGAUCUUGAGAAGGAGACUGGCGUGGUUCGAGAUGCGGACACACACGACUUGCUUAACGUGACGCUUGAUCAGAUUGCGGAGUAUGUUGGUGAUCCGACUGAUAUUGGUUAUUGAGUGGCAUUCUUCUUCUUUUUUGUGGAGUGGGGGCUUAAUUUGCAGUGCUGGGAGGGUAUUGGAUGAUGGGUUUCGGGUGGAAUAGUGAAAGUUUGAGGUUUGAUUCGUAUCGUGUUGCUGUGGAUCUUUUUGUACGAGUAAGAGCUGAUUUGUUUGAGAAACAUUUAUUUGAUUGGUGAAUUACUGUUGUCUGGAGGUUUUAUGUGAGGGAUGUUUCGUUUGAAGAUGAGUUACUCUUUUCUGGAGAUUUUGUAUGUGAGAAAUGCCGAAUUUCUGUUCCCUGGAGAUUAUGUUGUACUAUGUUGAUGCUGGAAAUUGUGUUGUACUAUGUUGCAGUUGAAGAUUUGUUUAGUCAUAUUUCGUAUUAUGGUUUAAUUAUUGGUUUUAUCAUAUGCGCAUACAGAUACCAAACCAAAUUUAAAGGUCGGUUACAGUUUGGUUUUU
This is a messenger RNA of Striga asiatica, 1911 nucleotides long. The record is from the annotation of a GenBank genome assembly. Lineage: Eukaryota; Viridiplantae; Streptophyta; Magnoliopsida; Lamiales; Orobanchaceae.